Molecule: messenger RNA, 1846 nt
Organism: Strongylocentrotus purpuratus (purple sea urchin)
Lineage: Eukaryota; Metazoa; Echinodermata; Echinoidea; Camarodonta; Strongylocentrotidae
Product: putative protein TPRXL
Exons: 4
Coding region: 169-891 (240 amino acids)
Biological process (GO): embryonic morphogenesis
Cellular component (GO): tRNA-splicing ligase complex
Source: RefSeq, a predicted model, not a curated record
UCGUAAUAGGUCCAUGAUGUAACUCCUAGCUCCUAUUGGCGUGCACAAUUUUCCUUUCCCGUUUCGAUUGGCCGUUUUGAGGACGCUGUACUACGACUGCAACUUCCUUAUUAGUGGUCGCUAGUUUUAAGGAGCGAGCAUGCAUUCAUUUUUCAGUGUAAAAGCAGAAUGGAGGAGGUCACUCUAAAUGAUCUUUUAUAUCCAGAGUUACUUUCAAAGAGAACUCUUGUGGAAAUUCUAGUGCAGAGGCACAUCAAGCUAGAUGGAGAACAGAAAGAAGACAAAGAAAUCCUUGUUGAGAUUUUCUUGAGGACGGUGACCCCGCAGCCUCAGAGACAACCCGGGUCAAAUAGGAGAGGUCAAAUCACAGCUAAGGUCAUCAAGAAACUCAAUAUGCAGAGAGUUCGCUCUAAAUCAGAGUCGGAGAAGAGCUUUUCCAUUGGUAUAUCGGAACAACAGAAGAGGUCUCGGGCGAGUGGGUUACUCAUGUCCACAGGUCUACCUUCAAGUGCUAGCUGCACCAGCCGAUUAAAACCACCGCCUAUUGUCAACAACCAGGGCAAAUCUGUCGUUAAACUGAAUCCUGGAAAGUCCCCAAGUAGUGACAAAGAAUCGCCAUCUUCCAACAGUCCAACAACAGGUGUUAGAAAGUCAGUGAUCAGUCCUUCGUCUUCUACCACACCCAAAUCCACCAAAUUAAAAGUCUAUAACUCGUCUGCCUCUACUGCAAAAUCACAAGAGACUCUUCCAAAAUCUGGAGAUAAAGAUAAAGGAGCAGCAUCUUCCGGAAAUGUGUCUCUGAAAAGACCGUCAACUAUUGAAAAUGGGGAGAUGAAAACCUCUGAUGAUGCCUCUCCCAAGCCCAAGAUCAAGAAGAUUUCUUGGCCGUAGCUCUUUCUCAUCUAAUUUAUUGAUGCCCUGGUUUUAAUUAAUUAAUUUUAUAUAUUGUGGGUAAUGACAGUACAAAGAAAUCUUCAACAGUAUUUUUACAAAAUAGUUGUAUCAUAGUGAAAAUAUGGCAUUAUUAUUGACCUUAUUAUAGAUAUUUGUAUGCCUCCGCACCGAAGUAGCCAGAAGCAUUAUGUUUUCGGUUUGUCCUUCUGUUCGUCCAUACAUCCCUUUCUUGUGACCGCGUUAUGUCAAGAACUGAUUGAUGGAAUACCAUCAAACUCAAGACAUGUGUGUAUCUUGCUGAGCCAAUGAACUGAUUAGAUUUUGGGGUCAUGAGGUCAAAGUUCAUGGGGCUCAUGUAUGCAAAAAUAGCUUGUGAACGCAUUAUCAGAACCAAUGAAUGGAUUAAAAUCAAACUUGAAUUUUAAAAAUUGCUUGUUUUGGUUUGUAAAACCGCUCUAUGGCAUUUUUCGACUACUCGCAGAUGAAGAUCAAUCUAGUUAUAUUCAUAUAUCAUUUUGAUUCGUAACCAUAGAUGAUAAUCGGCUUGCAUCAUGAAGUAUCUUGAUUAUAUUAUUUCUGUAUAGUAAUCAGGUAUCCCCUCCCCCCCCCCCCUUCUUUACUGUUAAUUCUGCAUCAGUAUUUACUUUAUAUCUCUUUUGGCAGGCAAUUAUUGUUAAGGAAAUGCUAAGUACCAACUACACUAUCUUGCUCAUAGUCACCCAAUUUAAUUCCAGUUAAAUCUGAAACCUUAGAUAUGAUUUGUAUCAUUAUUUCAAUACAGGUUUGUGUUGGAAUUUUACCCUUCCAAGGCUUUCGAACAAGAACUAAAAAUACACUUUCCUGUAUCACCAUUCAGGAAGCUCUAUAUUUUUUCUUUUAAAGUCCAGCUACAAUAUAAUCUUAAAGGGAUUGGGUAUCUUUGUCUCAGAUUCUAAACAAAAUCCUGGAUUUA